UUACUGCUCCUCGUGUGGCCCAUUUCGGCCAGGUCGGUCAUUUAUUCGGGCCUGUCAACAUCACGUCGUGCUCACAGACCCUGGUGCGUCAUGUGCCCCCGGUUAAUGACUGACAGACUCAGAGAGACGCCGUGUCCCUGCUCCACAGCUGGCUCCCCACUCUCCACAGACCUGCUGCUUCACUGACCGCACACAGCGGUCAACACGGGCCAUGACUUCCACGCUGGCCCUCCUGACAUUAGCGGCCCUCGCGGCCUCCGGGGCCACGAAACCUAACGCGGGUUUGAAAACGUGGAGUCGCUUCAGUAAGCUGCCGGAUCCCGAGGACAAGGUUUUCCUUUAUGACACCUUCCCCAAAGACUUCAUAUGGGCCGUGGGCACCGCUGCCUACCAGGUGGAGGGCGCCUUUGAGAAGGACGGGAAGGGUCUCUCCAUCUGGGACACUUUUACGCGCGGCGGGAGCAGGAUGGCGACCGGCGACGUGGGCAGCGACAGCUACCACAACAUCCACGCGGACGUCCGCGCCAUCAAGCAGCUGGGGGUCAGUCACUACCGGUUCUCUCUGUCAUGGUCCAGGAUAUUUCCCAACGGAACCCGGGGGAGUUACAAUAAAAUCGGCACCAACUACUACCGGACACUGAUCAAGAAGCUGAAGGAGAUCCGCGUCCAGCCCCUGGUCACGCUGUACCACUGGGACCUCCCCGAACACCUGCAGCAGCAGCUGGGCGGCUGGAGCAACCCGGAGCUGGUGGACAUCUUCAGGGACUAUGCUGACUUCUGUUUCCAGACCUUCGGGGAUGAUGUGAAGUACUGGAUCAGCAUAGAUAACCCGUUUGCUGUGGCCUGGCACGGCUACGGUACAGGAGUGGUGGCUCCCGGGAUUAAGAACGACUCUGACCUGCCCUUCAGGGUUGGACACAACCUGCUGAAGGCUCACGCCGCUGCCUGGCACCUCUACCACCAACACUACCGCCCCCGUCAGCGGGGGCAGCUGUCCAUGGCACUGGCCUCUCACUGGAUUAAACCUAAGCACACGCGCCUGGAGAGCCAGAGAGAGUGCCAGUGUUCCCUGGAGCACGUCCUGGGCUGGUUCGCUCACCCGCUGUUCACAGACGGAGACUACCCUCCCUGUAUGAAGGCCCGGCUCGGUCCACGGCUGCCCGCUUUCACACAGGAGGAGAAGGAGCAGGUGAAGGGGACGGCCGACUUCUUCGCCCUCUCUCACGGGGCGGCGCUCAGCUUCCACCUCAUCAAUGACAGCUUGAGGUUUCGGCAGCAGGAGGAACUGGACCUGAGGAUGCUGCUCUACUGGGUCAACGCCGAGUACGACAAGCCGUCUAUCUUCGUGGUGCAGAGCGGUUGGUAUGUUCGUAGCAACACUAAGACAGAAGACCCCAAACACGCCUACUACCUGAAGAGGUUCAUCGCCGAGGCCUUAAAAUCCAUCGUCAUCGAUGGAGUGAACGUCAUCGGAUACACAGCCUGGUCUCUGAUCGACGGCUUCGAGUGGAGCAGGGAAUACGGGAUUAGGCGAGGGCUUUACUACGUUGACUUUAACACGCCUGACAUGAAGAGGGAGCCAAAGACAUCGGCCACUUUUUACAGGAAAGUCAUCCAGAGAAAUGGUUUCCCAGAACUCCCAGAGAACAGACCAGUGCAGGGAGUGUUUCCAUGUGAUUUCGCUUGGGGUGUUUCUGCCAACUCCAUACAGGUGGAGACCACGCCCAGCCAGUUUACUGACACCAGCGUUUACCUGUGGAACAUCUCCAACAGCGGAGCUCUGAUGAAGGUGGACGGCUUCAGCGUGCCGCCGUUGAGACGAGGCGCACACUGUGCCGACUACGCCACUAUUCGACAGCAGGUGGAAGAAAUCCGACAGGUGGGUGUGAACCACUUCCACUUCUCCCUGAACUGGUCGGCUCUGGUGCCCACGGGCGACGUGGCCCAGCCUAACACCACUCUGCUGGGCUACUACCGCUGCUUCGCCCGUCAGCUUCUCAAAGCCAACAUCACCCCGGUGGUCACUCUUUGGCACCACACGAGACAGGGCAGCAGUCUGCCAGCCCCCCUGGACACUGAGAACCAGUGGCAGAUCAGAGAGACUCCUGAGGCGUUCGCAGACUACGCCAGACUCUGCUACAGAGAACUCGGAGCUCAUGUGAAGAUGUGGAUCACUCUGAACGAGCCCAACGACGAGAUGGUCAGCUACCAGGAAGGUCAUCAGAUGCUGCGGGCACACGCUCUGGCCUGGCACGUCUACGACCGCGAGUUCAGGCGCAAGCAGGGUGGACAGGUGUCUCUGGCUCUGCACAUGGACUGGGUGGAACCAGCCUUCUCCUUCAGCCGUGAGGACGUGGAGCCAGCUAAAAGGGUUCUGGAUUUCCGUGUGGGCUGGUUUGCGGAGCCCGUCUUUGGCAGUGGAGACUAUCCUCUGGGAAUGAGGAGCUGGCUGCGUCAACUCAGCUCACUCAAACUGCCAGUGUUCAAUAAGGAGGACAGAGAGCUGGUGAAAGGAACCUAUGACUUCUUUGCCCUCAGUCACUUCAGUACCAAGUUGGUGACUCGGGCCAAGGAAGACUCGUACACCUACAACGAAAUGCUGGAGGUCCAACACAUGAUCGACACCACCUGGAUCAUGUCCCCCAGACCUGUUGUUCCCUGGGGCCUGAGGAAAGCCCUGAACUGGGUGAAGGAGCACUACAGUGACGUACCGGUCUACGUAAUGGCCAACGGGGUCCAGGAAGACCCAGCCCGUUUCAAGGACAGCCUGAGAGUCUACUACCUGUACAACUACAUCAACGAGGCACUGAAAGCCUACAUUCUGGAUGGUGUCAACCUAAAGGGCUACUUUGCGUACGCUCUGAGUGACCAGAGAGACCCAGGCUUCGGUUUGUACGGCCAGGUCCAUGAAGAGGUCAUCGACAAGGCCUCUCUCUUCAACUAUCGCAACAUUAUCCAGCACAAUGGCUUUCCCGUCCAGGGAGCCGCACCGCAGCACUGUCCCAGCUCACAACAGCCCUGCCUGGGCUGCCACCUGCUGGUGAAGUGGCCGGUGCUGGGCUUCUUGACUCUGGUGGGUUUAGGUGUUAUCAUCACCUUGUGUCUCAUCAUUUACUACACAGCUAAGAGACACAAGUCUGAGUGUUACUGAGGAGUUUUGACUCUAGGAUUUUUUAAAUUUCUUUUAGCAACUCAUUGUUGAUCAGCUGAGAUUUUAGUUAUUUUUUAUUGUUAGAACGCCUGUGAAUUUCUUAUGAAGCUGUCAGAUCAGUAAACUGCAGCAGUGAGCUAUUGAAUAGUUAUGUUUGCACUGGACAGAACCUAUAUUGAAUCAGCCAAUAAGCUGAACCCUGUGAUUUGAUUGGCUGACGCCUCUGUCACACUUUGUUGAGCAAACAAACCUACAGAAGGCAGAAGUGUUUCCACAGGUCACAUCUCAAACACAGGUGGUUUGAAAAAACAAGUUUAAAAAAUAACUAGGAAUGUUUUUAGAAUGUUAUGUAAUAACUAUUAAAAUUCUUUAUUUAAAUUAAUUUGUGUCACUACCACCCAUAGCAGGUAUUGUACAGUUAAAAUAAAUUAUAUAAUAAUUUGUAUAUAUGUGUAUUUCACUAUUAACUUGCACUGCCUCAGCUGGAAGCCAAGAGAGCUGCUUAUACUAGAUUUUCUAGAAGUUCAUCAGUCCUCUAAUGGUUCAUCUCAUGUGUCCAGGCUAUUUUUACUCCACCAUGCUGCUAAAGUCAUUCUCUCUCAUACAACUCCACUGGAUUGUUUUAAAUUGUAUUGAUGUAUUUAGUGUAACCAUACACAAUUCAAUGUUUGUGAUAUUUGUUGGUUUAGCACAAAUAAAUAUGUUUAAACCUCU
Molecule: messenger RNA, 3865 nt
Organism: Cynoglossus semilaevis (tongue sole)
Lineage: Eukaryota; Metazoa; Chordata; Actinopteri; Pleuronectiformes; Cynoglossidae
Gene: kl
Product: klotho
Exons: 13
Coding region: 212-3151 (979 amino acids)
Biological process (GO): carbohydrate metabolic process; fibroblast growth factor receptor signaling pathway
Molecular function (GO): fibroblast growth factor binding; hydrolase activity, hydrolyzing O-glycosyl compounds; fibroblast growth factor receptor binding
Source: RefSeq, a predicted model, not a curated record